AUGAAGCUUAUACACAAAAAUAUUGAAAAAGAUGGCUGCGGAAGUAUCGGCCUUAUCCCAGAAGAACCAGAAGAUAUGUGGCAUGCCUACAACCUAAUAGCAGAAGGCGACGCAGUGACUGCAUCAACUGUAAGGAAAGUACAGACUGAAUCUUCUACUGGUUCUUCUACUAGUAGCCGUGUGAGAACUACUCUAACAAUCAGAGUCGAGAUAAUCGAUUUCGACACUCAAGCAUGUGUUUUGCGUUUAAAGGGGCGCAAUAUUUUAGAGAAUCAAUAUGUAAAGAUGGGUGCAUAUCAUACUUUAGAUUUGGAACAAAAUAGAAAGGUCAUUUUACAAAAAAUCCUUUGGGAUUCAGUAGCACUUGAUAGAGUUGAAACAGCUUGUGAUCCAGCCGCUUCGGCUGAUGUGGCUGCUGUGGUUAUGCAGGAGGGCUUAGCUCAUGUAUGUCUCAUUACACCUUCUAUGACAUUAGUGAGAUCUAAAAUAGAUAUGACUAUACCGAGGAAGCGAAAAGGAUUUGUUCAACAACAUGAAAAGGGUCUCACCAAGUUUUAUGAUGCUGUAAUGCAAGGUAUAUUACGACACAUAGACUUUAACAUAGUGAAAUGUGUUAUUAUUGCUUCCCCUGGUUUUGUCAAAGAUCAGUUCUUUGACUAUAUGAUGCAACAAGCAAUCAAGACAGACAACAAACUUCUUAUGGAUAAUAAAGGAAAGUUUUUGCUGGUAAAAGCUUCAUCAGGAUUUAAACAUUCUUUGAAAGAGGUUCUUCAAGAACAAUCAGUAAUGGCUAAGAUAUCAGACACAAAGGCUGCUAGUGAGGUGAAGCUGUUAGAAAGUUUUUAUACAAUGUUGCAACUGGAACCAGCUAAAGCUUUUUAUGGGAAGAAACAUGUUGAGAGGGCAAAUGAAGCACUUGCAAUAGAAACUCUAAUGAUUUCCGAUAAAUUAUUCAGGUGUCAAGAUGUUGCGAAGCGAAAGGAAUAUGUAGCACUUGUAGAUUCGGCGAGAGAAAAUGGUUGCGAUGUAAGAAUAUUUUCAAGUAUGCAUGUCUCUGGUGAACAAUUGGAUCAACUAACCGGCAUAGCAGCUAUCUUGCGCUUUCCGAUGCCUGAGCUUGAAGAUAGCGAUACCGAAGGGGACAGCGAUACAGAGUCGGAU
This is a messenger RNA of Iphiclides podalirius (scarce swallowtail), 1161 nucleotides long. Lineage: Eukaryota; Metazoa; Arthropoda; Insecta; Lepidoptera; Papilionidae. The record is from the annotation of a GenBank genome assembly.